AUGUGCCAUAGCCCAAUCCGCAACGAGGCCAAUGUCAUCACCAUCACAAAUUCAGUGUUUGGGGGGUUAGCAAUUGUUGCAACCUUGAUUCGAAGUCUGGAGUUCCACAAGCAUUUUGGUCUAGAAGACAUUUUUGUGAUAUUUGGACUACUUUUCAGUGUUGGGAUGGGUAUACUGGAAUUUUUCAUGAUUGAUGCUGGUUACGGACGAGAUAUCUGGACAAUAUCUUUCUCAAAUAUCACCCUUAUCCUGAAGUAUAAUUGGAUCGUUGAGAUGCUCUAUGUUGGCGCGAUUACCUCCAUCAAGAUGGCCUUCCUCAGUCUCUAUCUCCAUAUUUUCCCGAAUUUCGGCCUUCGAAAUGCGAUAUACAUCGUGAUGGGAAUAGUGGUCGCUUAUUUCUUCGCCUUUUUCUUCGGAGUUUGUUUCAACUGUUUACCUGUGUCUUACAUCUGGACCUCCUGGGCAGGUGAAACAAAGGGUAGUUGUCUCAAUUUCAAUGCCUUUGGGAUUGCGUGCGCAGUGAUCAAUAUCGUUCUCGAUGUGAUUGUCAUGGCCUUGCCUCUCCACGAUAUCAUGAAGCUGAACCUUAGACCAAUGAAGAAGGUUUUGGUCAUGCUUAUGUUUUGCACGGGAUUUUUCAUCACCAUUGUAAGCAUCAUUCGCCUCAAGUCAGUGGUGACAUUUGCCCAUACAACCAAUGCAACCUAUGAUUUUGUACCGGUUGCAUACUGGUCACUCAUCGAAAGCUACACAGCAGUGUUCUGUGUCAACGACAACAAAACGGCCAAGGCAUGCACGGCCGCCAGGAACGAGAACCCGGACAUUAGAACAGUCGCCCAGUGGUUCUCUCGGCAUGAACGGACCAUCCAUAAUGCCGGAACUGACCGUGCAGCGUUGCUCUCGUGCAUGUUCCCUGAAAAACGAACGGACCGAGUAUACUGGCUGCAAGCCAUGCAGCUAUCAAGAAUUAUCGGCCGCUGCUUAGGUUUGGGAUCGUCGAGACUUUCCGAACUCAAUCGAUGGCAAACCCCUGGUGGUUCUGAUCUCGGAGGCUGUGUCGAAAUUGUCAUGCGGCAAGCCGAGAAUUACAUUCCGGUCGGCCAGGAGUUGUCGGUAGAAGAAAUCGAUCGUGCCAUGGCUAUGAUUGCAUCACGUUGCCGGUUCUCUGGUCCUAAUGUCCGCCGGAAUCGUACAGCUGUAGAUGUCGAUGAGACUCUAUCAAAACUGUACCGUCGAUCAAGUAGCCGUGAUGCCAAAUGGCUCACUCGCAUGAUUCUGAAAAGCUACUCUCCCAUUGUUUUCCCAGAAAGUUAUACCUUGAAGAAAUUCCACUUCCUUCUGCCACAAUUGCUCCAACUUCAGAAUUCCUUUGAUGGGGCAUUGGAGAUUCUGGCUUCCGAUCCAAUAAGCAACUUUCCUCCAAAUCCGGAUCCCCAAGCAGCCCGAAGUCUUAGCAUCAUUGCUUUACGACAUAUGCGCCCUCGUCCUGGCAUCAAGGUGGGACGACCUGAUUAUUACAAAGCCCGGAGUAUCAAACAUUGCCACCAAAUGGCCAACGGUCGGCGAAUGAGCAUUGAACGGAAAUACGAUGGUGAAUACUGUCAGAUCCACGUCGAUCUCUCUAACAAGUAUACCCCCAUUCAGAUUUUCUCUAAAAGUGGCAAGGAAUCUACCGCAGAUAAAGAUAAGAUUAUACCUGUGAUAGAAGAAUCACUUGGCAUUGGAUUACCUGACUGCAAAUUUACGCAACGCUGUAUCGUGGAGGGAGAAAUGCUUGUAUGGAAUGAUCAGACUUGCGAAUUGAUGGAUUUCAACAAAAUCCGGAGGUUUAUUCCACGAUCCGGCACAAUGCUUGGUGUUGAUAAUGAUUCUCCGCCGCAACCGUACGAGCACUUGAUGAUCAUGCUAUUUGACAUUCUCCUCCUCGAUAACGACGUAUGCCUUGCGAAGCCUCACCGGGAAAGACGAUUGCUUUUACAGAAAGUGGUGAAGACCAUCCCUGGCCGGGCGAAUCUCGCCCAUCAGGAAGUUCUAGACUUCAACCGCGUUGAUAGCUAUCACCGGCUCGAAAAGACCUUUGAGAAAGCGUUUACUCAACAUUGGGAAGGGUGUGUGUUGAAGGCUUCCGACGAGCCUUAUUUUCCGAUAUACUCCACUGGUGUCGAUACUAUGUUUGGGCGAUGGAUCAAACUCAAGAAAGAUUAUAUACCCGGUCUUGGAGACACAUUAGACCUGGCGUUGAUCGGAGGUAGCUACAACGCCCGGGAUGCUCCUGAUCUAAAGCAAAUAAAGAAGCUGAAAUGGACUCACUUUUUCGUUGGCUGUCUUCUAAACAAGGAUCGUGUCAAGCAAGGCGAUUCUUCGCCACAUUUCCGAGUGGUUGAUGUGAUUAACCGACACUGCAUGAGCAUUCAGAUCAUGCAAACCCUCAAUCAAAUGGGCGAAUUCUAUGCACGUGAACCUGAAUCAUUCGAAGGCUUCCAAGUUGAGUACGGGCACAGCAACCUGCCCGUUGCAACCACAUUCUUCAAGCAGCCUUUCAUCGUCGAAAUGCUGGGCAGUGGAUUUGAAAAGCCGUCCGGCGCGAGAUACUUCACGCUUCGAUUUCCUCGGAUUUUGAAGAUCCACUCAGACCGAACCCUAGAAGAAUGUACAUCGUUCCAGGAACUACUGCUUUCGGCAGAAGAUGCCCGGGCUGUGCCUGCGGAUGAACUUGAAGAACGUGAGAAAUGGUCAAAACGCCUCAAAAUUGCAAGUGGACUCGAUCAGUACAUUGUGCGAUCUCGAAGUCCAGAAGCUACUUGUUCAGACACCGACGACGAGACGAAUCCCUCGUCAUCCCAGGUUCCACCUGCUACCACUACUUCCGGGGAAAGCUCUACGGAUGUAUGCCCAUUGAUGGAAGGCCCGCAUGGUUAUUCAACAAGGCAAAACAGCCACAAUCGAUCAUCCAAUGAUCAUCCAAUGUCCCCUCUAGUCUACAUCGAUGAGACAAAACUUCACACUGGAGAUCGGAAUACUAUUCUUGAGACCAGUGUAAUCGUGAACGAGAACCUGUCGUCUCGUGGAAACACCAGCCAGAAGGAUGGAAAGGUUACAACGCAAGAAUCUUCGAGCUUUUUACAAAUAACCAGUUUCAUCUCCGCGCAUGAAGAGCAAUCCCAAGAAUCACACCAGGCGCAGGAACGGCUCUCGGGGAAGAUAUCGAUGCCUACAUCAUCCAAACAGAAACGCAAUAUUUCACCCCAAUCUCCUUUAACAACCAUUCCAAUAUGGGCGCCUGAAACCUCGCUGGGCAGCUUUACACUUCCCCAAAUUGAUGAACAUCCCAGCAAUGAUCGUCAAUCCUGUGAUUUGGAUGAAUUUGUUCGGUGUCUCUGCUCUAAUGAAUCUGCUUCCUCCCUCGAAAGAUCAAACCCCUAUGCUGCAUCACAGGGGACACGGUUUGGCAUUAUCCUGUUCGAUCCCAGAACAACUCGACUAGGCAAAGAAAUGCACCGUCUCGCCACGACUCUUUCCAGUUUCGUUCAUACUGCAACAAGGUCGAUCCCCUCCAUGGGAAGCAUAUUCUUUUUGGGCUCGAGCAUGUUGGAACGUGAUCUACGCCCCGGCGACCUUCGUUUCUGCCUGCGUGAUACGUGGAAAGAUAUUGGACGAGAUCAUUUCUAUGGUUGCCUUUCAUGGAAUCUCAGCAAGCGAUCUGAUGGUGCAUCCACCACAAGAAAGAAGCACUGCUCUCAACCAACCACCCCGUGGAUUGAGAUAACCUUCGACGAAACAGCCAUUGCUGUGUUGGGUGAGUAUACUUCGAUGGAACCCCUGGCUCAUGUUUUAUAUAAGUGA
Penicillium griseofulvum is the source of this 3843-nucleotide messenger RNA. RefSeq names its product ATP dependent DNA ligase domain protein. Gene Ontology annotation, cellular component: DNA ligase IV complex. The record is from RefSeq and is a predicted model, not a curated record. The transcript has 8 exons. Gene Ontology annotation, biological process: double-strand break repair via nonhomologous end joining; DNA recombination; nucleotide-excision repair, DNA gap filling. Gene Ontology annotation, molecular function: ATP binding; DNA ligase (ATP) activity; DNA binding. The coding region runs from base 1 to 3843 and encodes 1280 amino acids. NCBI's taxonomy places the organism in Eukaryota, Fungi, Ascomycota, Eurotiomycetes, Eurotiales, Aspergillaceae.